AUGUGUAUUGAUUUUCUCACUGAGCUGAAGAGGAAAGAUGCUGAGCUGAAGAAGCUCUCACACACAGAGGAUCACAACCAGUUUCUACACAACUACCCCUCACUGUCACCACUCAGCCAAUCAACAUCCAGCAUCCAUAUCCGUCCUCUGAGCUACUUUGAGGACGUGACAGCGGCUGUUUUAGAAGUCAGAGAUAAACUACAGGACGUUCUAAGAAAGAAAUGGACAAACAUCUCACUGACUCAAGUGGAUGUUUCACUGCCACAACCAGAGCCCAAGACCAGAGCUGACUUCUUACAAUAUUCACGUGUAAUCACAUUGGAUCCAAACACAGCACACACACAUCUGUUAUUAUCUGAGAGGAAGAGAAAAGCAACAUACAUGAGUCAACCACAGUCUUAUUCUCGUCACCCAGACAGAUUCACUGAUUGUUUUCAGGUCCUGAGUAGAGAGAGUCUGACUGGUCGUUGUUACUGGGAGGUGGAGAGGAGAGGGGAAGGAGUACAUGUAGCAGUCGCAUACAAGAAUAUCAGCAGAGCAGGGGAGGAUUGUGGAUUUGGAUACAAUGACAAAUGUUGGAUGUUAGAGUAUUACAAUAACAGAUAUAUCUUUUGGUACAACAAAGUCCAAACUCCUGUCUCAGGUCCUGAGUCCUCCAGAGUAGGAGUGUACCUGGAUCACAGUGCAGGUAUUCUGUCCUUCUACAGAGUCUCUAAAACCAUGACUCUCCUCCACAGAGUCCAGACCACAUUCACUCAGCCGCUCUAUGCUGGACUUGGGUUUAACAUCUUGUUUGGAUCUUUAAAUGGACACACUGCUGAGUUGUGUAAACUGAAAUAGACAGAAGUCAUUUAAGGGUUAAACUCUGUGUUUUAACUCUUCAACUUAUUUAGUCUCCAUGUCUGUUGCUGAGAGCUGAUUGUUGUGGCAUUUCUUCAUUGCACAGAGAUCAGCUGUCAGU
This is a messenger RNA of Sander lucioperca (pikeperch), 961 nucleotides long. RefSeq names its product tripartite motif-containing protein 16-like. Gene Ontology annotation, molecular function: protein binding. NCBI's taxonomy places the organism in Eukaryota, Metazoa, Chordata, Actinopteri, Perciformes, Percidae. The transcript has 2 exons. Bases 1 to 840 code for a protein of 279 amino acids. The record is from RefSeq and is a predicted model, not a curated record.